ACAAUAAGCAUAAAGUGCGCCAAAUACUAGUGAUUUUUUUCCUGGUCGGUAUUUCAGAUUCUGAAACACAAAGUUCCAUUUCAUGUUCAUUCUAGUCUAUUUUUAAUUAAUGGUAAGACAUAAAAAUGCAUCGGUACUAAACUAAUACACAUUUUAAAAUGUCAAUUGUAUAGUUGUUGGGAUAAAUGUUAUAAUACAUUAAUCAGAAUGUCUACGGAUUUAAUAAAUAUCGAUGGCAAUAUAAAAAGAGUGCAGAAAGAAACUUUGACACCAUAUAAAAUAGCAACUGUUAUUUUGAUUAAAGAAUACUGUAAUGAAACAACGAAAACAAUUGUGGAGAGACGUGAUUUUUGUUUAAUUGCAUUGAAAUUGAUUCAGUCUCCUGACAUGGAUCUCAAUACACUUUUAAAUAUAUUACAUUCCCCCGAAUAUAUUUUACAUCGGUUUGCACGUCAGAUGGAAGUGCAAUUAAAUAUGUUGACAGGAAAAGGUGUUGAAGGAUUAUUAGAUUUAUUUGAUAAUGUUGGACGUCUUAUGAAACCAACAUUGGAUCACUCUCUUUCUUUACCUGCUUUAAAUAAAAAUUCUGUGCUUGGAUUAUAUAUAAGAAGAGUUAUCAUCUUUUUUGAAAAAUUGCCUUUCGAUCAAGUUGUAGCUCUUUACGAAGCUUUGAAGAAAUACUUGGAUAAAAGAAUUAAUACUUUUGAUGGUUCUGAUAUAUCUACAGAUUUAAAAACAGAAAAUUUAUAUUCAAAUGAAAUUAAAACAACAUGGGGUGGAAGACAAGCUGAGUUACUUGUUGCACAGCAGGCACAUACUAUACAAACCGAUGAACAUAAAGCAAUGCCUCCUGCAGAACUGCAAAGUCUUGUACGAGAACUUUUGAGUUGUAGUCCUUAUUAUGCUGAAGCUCAUUAUUUAAGUUAUUUAAACUGUUUAAGGGUCAAUGAAUAUUGUGGAGCUAUAGAUAGUCUUUAUCAUUGCUUUGAUAGAUUAGCACCAUUGGAAAAUCGUUCUACGCCUGAAGAUAAAUCUCGUAUUUUCAGAUACGCAGCUUUAAAUUUGGCAGUUUUACAUGCUCAAUUUAAUCAUAAAGAAGUAGCGCAAGCUGCUUUAAAAGAAGCUAUUAUGAUGGCUCAAGAAGCUGGAGACAAUGUCUGUUUGCAAUUAGCACAUGCUUGGAUGUACCAUUUGACUUCCAAACAAAAGGGACCAUUGAUAGAAAGGUCAGUUGGUAAGGCAAGUAUGUUGGGAAUAACUCAUACAACUGGAUUAGGUCUCAUCGCAUAUGCUCAUAAUUCUGCCUUAGAAGCUAAGAAUCCAUCCCAAGUAUUUGAGACAUUGAUGAAAUCUGAUGUUUUAAAUUGUCAGCAUUCUAUGAUAGAUUUAAUGUCAAUGACGUAUGCGGAAAAAUCUGCCUUAUGGGCGUAUUAUGGUAAAACCGAGAUGUCUUCAGUCUGUGCUCAGUUAUUACUUUUACAUAAUACAGGUGAUAAGAAGCAGCAUAUGUUUAAUGGGCCAUCUACUUGCCAAGCUGUCGUUAAUAUUGCAAAUAUCUUAGUAGAAUUUGGAGAAUAUUUUUUAGUUGAUAUUGUGCUUGCUCAUGCUAAAGAGAGAUUCCCUAAUGAACCAUGUAAUAAGAUCUGGAUAUUAAGUGAACAACUUUAUGUGUUUACACAAUUAAUGAGACAAGAAAAGUGGGGCGAGGCUGAAGCAAUAGCGUCAAAUAUUUCAAGCUUAGAUCCUUUGGAAAGUAAAUUUAGAUUAGCAGAAGUUUGUUUGGAGACAGGGGAUUAUCCAAGAGGAUUAGAAUAUAUUGAUAACAUUGAAAGAGAUGAACAAUUAACACCUCAAAAUAAAAUAAGAGCUAUGAUUUUAUUAAGUCAAAUAAUGUGUGCUUCUGUUUCACCAGAGAGUGGAAUUGUAGGAGUUAAUUCGUUGGUGCUUUUAAAUAGAGCACUAGAAUUGGCAAUAAAAAAUUAUUUAUCUUAUUAUAAAGCAUUAAUAAAAAUGCAUCUUGCAAACAUUCAGUUAAUAAUGGGUAUGCCGACUUUAGCAUUAAAUUUAGUAGAAGAAGCAAUUACGCAAAUUUUAGCACAUGGAGGAUAUUACGAUCAAGGUAGAGCGUUUGUUUUAUAUGCAAAAUGCUUAGUUGCUACUGCUCCAAUGUGUGAAAAAACGCGAAAAGGAGUAAUCUUAAAAGCCAUUAAAGCACUCUCAAAGGCGAAAAAUUAUUUUACUAAAAUUGAAGCAUAUGGAAGAUUAAGACUUACUUUGUGUUUAGAAUCUUUACUGUACCACGAGAUCGAUCUUAAAAUUGAACGAAAUCAAUGUGCUUUCGAAUUUCGUCAAUUAGAUCAACAGCUUCUUACAAAAUCAGAUAAUUUAUCUCUAUAUUGAAGAAAUCAGGAAAAAAUUAGGAAUAAAUGUGUAGAAUUAAAGUACUUGUUUGUAUUGAGGAACGAAGCAUUCAAAUAUACAGUAUUUUUCUAAA
This is a messenger RNA of Frieseomelitta varia, 2494 nucleotides long. It is a transcript of the gene ida, whose product is annotated as anaphase-promoting complex subunit 5. Bases 208 to 2400 code for a protein of 730 amino acids. The record is from RefSeq and is a predicted model, not a curated record. The transcript has 11 exons. NCBI's taxonomy places the organism in Eukaryota, Metazoa, Arthropoda, Insecta, Hymenoptera, Apidae. Gene Ontology annotation, cellular component: anaphase-promoting complex. Gene Ontology annotation, molecular function: protein binding. Gene Ontology annotation, biological process: anaphase-promoting complex-dependent catabolic process; protein K11-linked ubiquitination; positive regulation of mitotic metaphase/anaphase transition.